This is a messenger RNA of Emys orbicularis (European pond turtle), 3105 nucleotides long. It is a transcript of the gene HDAC9, whose product is annotated as histone deacetylase 9. Gene Ontology annotation, molecular function: histone deacetylase activity. The record is from RefSeq and is a predicted model, not a curated record. The transcript is spliced from 23 exons. The coding region runs from base 16 to 3105 and encodes 1029 amino acids. Gene Ontology annotation, biological process: negative regulation of transcription by RNA polymerase II. Lineage: Eukaryota; Metazoa; Chordata; Testudines; Emydidae.
CGAACAGAUCUCAGGAUGAUGGUUCCCAUUGUGGACCCAAUUAUGCGCGAAAAGCAGCUCCAGCAGGAGCUACUUCUGAUCCAGCAGCAGCAGCAAAUUCAGAAACAACUUCUGAUUGCGGAGUUUCAGAAACAGCAUGAAAACUUGACCCGACAGCACCAGGCCCAGCUCCAGGAGCACAUCAAGUUACAACAGGAACUCCUCGCCAUUAAACAACAGCAAGAACUCCUUGAAAAGGAGCAGAAACUGGAGCAGCAGAGGCAAGAGCAGGAGCUAGAGAGACAUCGCAGGGAACAGCAACUUCCUCCCCUCAGAGGCAAAGAAAGAGGCCGAGAAAGGGCAGUGGCAAGCACAGAAGUGAAGCAGAAACUUCAAGAGUUCCUGUUGAGUAAAUCAGCAACAAAAGACUCUCCAACUAAUGGGAAGAAUCAUUCCACGAGCCGCCACCCCAAGCUCUGGUACACGGCUGCCCACCAUACCUCACUGGAUCAAAGCUCUCCACCCCUGAGUGGGGCCUCUCCGUCAUACAAAUACACUUUACCAGGAGCACAGGAUGCCAAGGAUGAUUUUCCACUUCGAAAAACUGCCUCGGAGCCCAACUUGAAGGUGCGUUCCAGGUUAAAACAGAAGGUGACAGAAAGGAGAAGCAGCCCCUUACUCAGGCGGAAGGAUGGAAAUGUUGUCAGUUCAUUCAAGAAGAGACUGUUUGAAGUGACAGAGUCGUCAGUUAGUAGCAGUUCUCCAGGAACAGGACCCAGCUCACCAAGCAACGGCCCUACUGGAAGUGUGACAGAAAAUGAAACCUCGCUUUUGCCAUCUAAUUCUCAAGCUGAGCACUUGGUUUCACAACAACGUAUUCUGAUUCAUGAAGAAUCGAUGAACCUGUUGAGUUUGUAUACGUCUCCUUCUUUGCCCAACAUUACCUUGGGACUUCCAGCGGUACAAUCCCAGCUCAGUGCUUCAUCUUCACUCAAAGAAAAACGGAAGUGUGAGACCCAGACACUGAGGCAGGGAGUGGCUCUUCCUGGACUGUAUGGGGGAAACAUGCCUCCCUCUUCAGCUCAGCCUCAUAUUGCUCUAGAGGGAAAACCUAACAGUAGCCAUCAGGCUCUCCUGCAACAUUUGUUACUGAAGGAGCAAAUGAGACAGCAAAAGCUUCUUGUGACUGGAGGGGUUCCUCUCCAUCCACAGUCUCCAUUAGCAUCAAAGGAGAGAGUCUCACCAGGCAUCAGAGUUGCCCACAAGUUGCCUCGUCAUAGGCCCCUGAAUCGAACCCAGUCAGCUCCACUGCCUCAGAGCACUUUGGCCCAGCUGGUCAUUCAGCAGCAGCACCAGCAGUUCCUGGAGAAGCAGAAACAGUACCAGCAACAGAUUCACAUGAACAAAAUGCUCUCUAAAUCCAUUGAACAGCUAAAGCAGCCUGGCAAUCAUCUAGAAGAAGCUGAAGAAGAGCUUCAUGGAGAUCAUGCUAUGCAGGAAGAAAGAGCUCCCUCUAGUGGUAACAGCAUUAGGGAUGACAGCUGCAGCAUUUGUGUGGAUGACAGAAUAGGACAGCAUGUGGGGGCUGUGAAAGUGAAAGAGGAGCCACUGGACACUGAUGACGAUAAUCAAACCCAGCAAAUGGAAUCUGGGGAGCAGGCUGCUUUUAUGCAACAGCAGAUCCUGGAGCAUCAGCGUAUCCACCAGUUGCAAAUGUACCAGGCUCAGAUGGCUACAGUUGGCAUGGCAGGAUUAGAUAAACAUCGGCCUGUUUCCAGGACCCAGUCUUCCCCUGCUGCUUCCACAUUACCUCAUCCAGCAAUGGACCGGCCCAUCCAGCCUGUCUACAUGACUGGUGUUGUCUAUGACAGUCUAAUGCUGAAGCACCAAUGCAUGUGUGGCAACUACGCCAAUCAUCCUGAGCAUGCUGGAAGAAUACAAAGCAUCUGGUCGAGGCUGCAAGAAACGGGGUUGCUAAACAAGUGCGAGCGAAUUCGAGGUCGAAAAGCCAGUCUGGAGGAAAUACAGCUGGUUCACUCUGAACAUCAUUCACUGCUAUAUGGCACCAGCCCCCUGAACAGACAGAAGCUGGACCCCAGGAAACUCCUAGGCAGCGUGUCUCAAAAAAUCUUUUCCUUGUUGCCUUGUGGGGGACUUGGGGUGGACAGUGACACCAUUUGGAAUGAGCUGCAUUCGUCCGGCGCUGCACGCAUGGCUGUUGGUUGUGUCAUCGAACUGGCUUCCAAAGUAGCCUCUGGAGAGCUGAAGAAUGGUUUUGCUGUUGUAAGGCCCCCAGGCCAUCAUGCUGAAGAAUCAACAGCCAUGGGGUUCUGCUUUUUUAAUUCGGUUGCAAUUACUGCCAAAUACUUGAGAGACAAGCUAAAUAUAGGCAAGAUAUUGAUUGUAGAUCUGGAUGUUCACCAUGGCAAUGGUACACAGCAGGCUUUUUAUGCUGACCCCAGCAUCCUGUAUGUUUCCCUCCAUCGCUAUGAUGAAGGCAACUUCUUCCCUGGCAGUGGAGCCCCAAAUGAGGUUGGAAGAGGCCUGGGCAAAGGAUAUAAUGUAAAUAUUGCUUGGACAGGUGGCUUGGAUCCCCCCGUGGGAGAUGUAGAGUACCUAACAGCAUUCAGGACUGUGAUUAUGCCAAUUGCCAAUGAGUUUGAUCCGGACAUUGUCCUAGUAUCAGCUGGAUUUGAUGCUGUGGAAGGCCACGAUGCUCCAUUAGGCGGGUACAAAGUCACAGCUAAAUGUUUUGGUCACCUAACGAAGCAGUUGCUGAAGCUAGCAGCUGGCCGUGUGGUGCUGGCACUGGAGGGAGGACAUGACCUUACUGCCAUCUGUGAUGCAUCUGAAGCCUGUGUAAAUGCCCUUCUAGGAAAUGAGCUGGAGCCUCUCCCAGAAGAUAUGCUGCACCAAACCCCUAAUAUGAAUGCAAUGGCUUCUUUACAAAAGGCCACUGAAAUUCAAAGCAAGUACUGGAAGUCAGUGAAGCCGUAUCCUGUGCUAGUGGGUUGUGCUCUGGCUGAGACUCAGAAACAAGAGAGGGAGGAAACGGAGACUGUCUCUGCUAUGGCCUCACUGUCAGUGGAUGUUGAACAGUCUUUUUCUCAGGAAGACAGCAGGUAA